This is a messenger RNA of Humulus lupulus (European hop), 1401 nucleotides long. RefSeq lists its product as uncharacterized. NCBI's taxonomy places the organism in Eukaryota, Viridiplantae, Streptophyta, Magnoliopsida, Rosales, Cannabaceae. The transcript is spliced from 2 exons. The coding region runs from base 1 to 1401 and encodes 466 amino acids. The record is from RefSeq and is a predicted model, not a curated record.
AUGAACCCAGCCUCAGUGACAGAAGAACAAAUAAAACUCCGAGCUUUUCCUUUCUCUCUAAAGGAUUCAGCAAAGGAGUGGUUGUAUUAUCUCCCCCCUGGUACUGUGGAGACCUGGAACACUAUGAAGACCUUGUUUUUGGAGCGGUAUUUUCCAGCGUCUAAAGUGGGGAGUAUAAGGAAAGAAAUUUGUGGCAUCAGGCAGGCUGUGGGAGAAUCACUCUAUGAUUACUGGGAGCGCUUUAAGCGGUUGUGUGCUAGUUGUCCUCACCAUCAGAUCAGUGAGCAACUAUUAAUUCAAUAUUUCUAUGAGGGAUUACUGCCGUUGGACAGGAGUAUGAUUGAUGCAGCCAGUGGGGGUGCACUAGUUGAUAAGACUCCUACUGCAGCCAGGAGCUUGAUUUCUAAUAUGGCUGCUAACUCACAACAGUUUGGCAUUCGUCAAGAUCCUGUUCCACCGCCUAAAUCAGCUAAUGAAGUGAGCACCCCUAAUGCUAAUCAGCUGGGUCAACAAUUGGCUCAAUUAACUGCCGUAGUACAACAACUAGCUCUAGGCCAACAGGUGCGGCCAUGUGGAAUUUGUCAGUUAGUAGGGCAUUCAACUGAUGCUUGUCCUACCCUUUUUGAAGUGUCAACUGAAGAAGCCAAUGCCAUUGGAGGAUUUCCAGGUCAACCUAGACUGAGGUACAACCCAUAUUCAAACACUUAUAAUGAAGGGUGGCGUGAUCAUCCUAACCUUCGUUAUGGUAAUCAACAAGCUGCGCAACCAGGGCCCAAUAUGCCACCAGGGUUUACCUAUCAACCGAGACCUCCACAGAAUUAUGCUCAUCGACCACCACCACCUGCUCCUACUCAGAGUCAAGGGUCCUCUAUUGAAGAUUUGAUCAAGGCUCUUGCAAGUAAUACUAUACAGUUCCAGCAGCAGACCCAGGCUUCAUUGAAGAAUUUAGAGAACACCAUGGGGCAGAUUGCAACAUCCUUGAGCAGGGGUGAGACGCAGAACACUGGCAAACUCCUUUCUCAGGCUGAAAAGAACCCUAGAGAGAAUGCUAGUGCAGUAACCUUGAGAAGUGGCACCUCUUAUGACCCACCUAAAGUACCAUCACCACCUCCUGUACCAAACACACCACCACCACCCACAAAUGACAAUGACCCACCUAUCACAGCAUCUUUACCUAAACCCACCGUGACCUCACAUAUCACCCCUCCACCAUUCCCUAGUAGAUUGCGAAAAUCCAAGAAAGAGGAAAGUGAAAAGGAAAUUCUAGAAACAUUCAGAAAGGUUGAGGUGAACAUUCCUUUGCUUGAUGCAAUCAAGCAAGUACCGCGGUAUGCAAAGUUUUUAAAGGAGUUGUGUACAAAUAAGCGGAAAUUGAAGGGUGAUGAAAAAAAACGGGGGUGA